AGUAUCAAACAUAAUAUUUGAAUAAAUAACACAUAACACAUAAGGCGCUAAACAACACAAUUUUUCUAACAUUUUAACCUUCAAUUCUAAUAAACACAAAAAUCAGGCAAAUUUUACAUUAUACCACUGGUCUUCCACAGUACAACUAGAUAUAAAACUCUUAUUACACAUACAGCCGUCCGGCCGAACGGACGCCGCUGCUUAAAAAAAAAGAAAUUUAAAAAGUAAAAAAUCCAUCAUGGCGGUCUCGUACGCCGUUUCCCGCGUUCUAAGGCGCGCGUCCCCAAUCUUUUGUCAAAAAAGACUGGAAUCGACUGUUGCUAGUUUUACGAAAGAUGAAAUUUUGAUAUUGUUGAGGCCCCCGUUCACCAAUUGGAGCAAUGCAAUUAGGGACGCGGAGAAAGUGGUUGGGUACCCGACAUCGUUCAUGAACUUGAGAUGUCUACUGAGCGACGAGUUCGCUAAUAUGGCGUUGUAUCUACGGAAAUUGGUCGGCAGCAACCACCUCGUGAUGCAAACAGCAAAGAACGUCCUCUACGGAGACUCCAAAAACCUUCAACCCUGGGGCCUGAUCAUCCUACUCCUCUCAAAAUCCGUCAAAACAGCCACCGUGACCCCUCAAACGAAGAAGACCGAAGACGAGACCAGGGUUUUGGCAGAACUGACAGAAAUGAUGAGAACUGGUCACCUCAUUCACAAAGGAAUCGUCAACGUACCUUUUGCGAAACGCUCAAAAGACACAGAAUCAGCUAUUUUCGGUAACAAAAUCGCUUUACUUCUAGGAGACUACCUUCUUGUCACUGCUAACGGUAUGCUUGCUAACCUAAGAAACUCUGAUGUAUCAUACAUAAUUUCUACUGCAUUAAAAGACUUAUCCGAAGGCGAAUUCUUUGGCGAAAGAGAUGAACAAAACAUGCCUAUACCUGGAGAACCAAAAAUAACAGAUAAAGAUUACGAAAUCAAUUUCGACACUAAUUCCAUAGCAGUAGAUGAUGUUUUGGGUAAACCAAGAAAGGAAUGGACAGCUAGAACGGUUUACAAUGGUGUCAGCCUAUUAGGCAGAGGCUGCCAAUCAGCCAUGGUGCUUGAAAGACAGAAUAGAGAAACACAGAACUUGGCUUACCAAUUUGGUUGUCACGUAGGUCUUGCUUGGCAGGCCGCUACAGAGCUACAACAACUUACAUCAGAAAGUAAAGAACAGUUCUGUCUAGCAAGCGCUCCAGUACUUUUUGCUUUAGAUAGCAAUCCCAACUUAUACCAGAUCAUAACGCAAGCGAAAAAGGACGUUAAAGACGUAGAUUAUGAGGAUUUGAAGUUCAAUAUCCUGAAAACUGAUGCGGUUGAUAAAACACAGAUGUUGUAUAAGGAGCAUGCUAAGAAAGCGACUGAGUAUAUUGAUGGGAUUGGACAGAAUGAGUCUGUUGAUAUGAUUAAGAAAUUGAUUAAUACUUUUUAGGAGUUUUCUUUAAGAAUUUUUAUAUGUCCCGGCAAACUUGGUAUCGUCUUUGGCAUAGCUCAAAAUUUAUAAAAUUAUAUUACA
This is a messenger RNA of Spodoptera frugiperda (fall armyworm), 1540 nucleotides long. Its product is annotated as all trans-polyprenyl-diphosphate synthase PDSS2. The transcript is spliced from 2 exons. The coding region runs from base 239 to 1456 and encodes 405 amino acids. The record is from RefSeq and is a predicted model, not a curated record. Gene Ontology annotation, biological process: ubiquinone biosynthetic process; isoprenoid biosynthetic process. Gene Ontology annotation, cellular component: transferase complex; mitochondrion. NCBI's taxonomy places the organism in Eukaryota, Metazoa, Arthropoda, Insecta, Lepidoptera, Noctuidae. Gene Ontology annotation, molecular function: prenyltransferase activity.